AUGCCGUCUCCUCCCGGCCCCGGUGCAUCCCCUCGAGGCGGCCCUGCCCUCCUGUCUACGCCGCCUCCCAUGAACGACGAAGAGGGCCCCGAAACCGGGUUUGCUGGCGCUCCACCACCACCGCCGCUACGGCGGCCAGUGUCACCGCGAUCAGGAUCGGCUACCCAGCAGGAGCCACCGCCGCCGCCGCCUCCGCCGAGGAUGCCGUCGCACCCAGCAGCAGGCGGUGGUGAGGGGCCGGUCGAUGGCAACAAUGCCGGCGGUGGCGUUCCUCCUCCUCCUCCUCCUAGGAAAGCGCUGCCGGGAGCGGCUGGUUCCGCCGGUGGAUCUGCACCAGCAGCAGGAGGGCACGACUCCGCGAAUAACAACAUGUCAAUGCAAGGGGAUCUGCAGCAGCACCCCCCACCCCUCGCCCCUCCUGGCCGUCCCGGCCCCCCCCCGAUGAGGCCGAACAACAACAUGCCAAGCGGGGAUGGAGGUGGGCCUGGGAGAGGACCGCCGCCGCCGGGAGGAGUCGAAGCGGGGCGAGGCAUGCCGCCGUUCGGGGCUCGACCCCAUAUGAUGGGAGGAGGACGAGGGCCCCCGCCUCCACCCGGUGGCAUGGGUCCGGGGCCCGGGGACAUGGGCGGGCGGGGGAGCGGUAACAUGAGGGCGGGGCGAGGUGGCGACAUGGGAGGCCGGGGGCCUCCUCCCGGUAACUUCUCUCCCACCGGCAGGGGUGGGGGGAGAGGCAUGUUCCCUCGGGGAAUGCCGAUGAUGGAGCCCGGUGGUGACAGAGGGGGGGGGAGGGGGUCCCCGCCGCCACGCCCCGGGAUGCUGCCGCCUCGGCCCGGCGGCCCUCAGUCUCCACGAGAUGAAGCGGCCGGUCCACUCAGCGACCCUACUGGACCGCCAUCGGAUUCACCCGGAUCGGGAUCAGGUUCACCACGGCCUUGGUUUCCGCCGCCGCCGUCUUCGGGCGCGGCCGGGCCAGGGGCCCCGCCGCCGAGAAAUGCUCCUCCGCGACCCCCCCCCGGUCCACCGGCGCCCCCUUCGGACGUGAGAGCGCGGUCGCCGACCGCCGCCGGACCCAGCGCAGCAGCGGGAGAGGCGCCCGUGCCGCCAGGAGCCCCGCCGACGCUCCCUCCCAUGCUCGCUCGCCCGCCCAUGCUGCCUCCGCCGCCGCCUCCGCUCCCGCCCGGGAUGGCCGCGCCGCCGCCCCCACCGCCGCCGCCCCCACCGCCGCCGCCCUCUGGGUUGUUGGGGGCCCCGCCGCGGCCCCCGCUGCCCCCGGUGGGGAUGAUCCCGCCGCUCCCGCCGGGAGCGGCGCCUCCGCUUCCGCCCGGCCCACCGCCGGCCAUGCCCGUGUUUGCCGACGAUGGGAACUUCCUGUCCAAGAUGCUCAAGGAGCAAGAGGAGGAAGAUCGGAAGAAAAAGCUUAAGCAGGAGGAGGAGGACAAGAAAAAAGCCAUAGAAGAGGCUAAGCUGGAGAAGGAACGAGUGGCGCAUGCCAAGAGGGUGGCGGCGGAGAACAAGCGCUCCCGCCGGUACCAGCUCGGCGGAGGUUUCGGCGGGGGCCGGUCGAGGGCGGCGCGGCCCAAGAUGGGCAACGCGCGGGGUAAGGUGAUCAAGGCUUUCGUCGCGGACAGCGACAGUGAGGACGAGGACAGCGAGGAGGACGACGGUUCUAAGGAACCUUCUUCCAAAACCGACAGCGGGUCGGACUUAGACGAGGAGACUAAGAUCACCAUCAGGCAGACGGCGGAGUGGUUCCACGCUAACCCGGACAAGAGCAAGGUUAUCAUGGAGAAGAGCAGGGGGAAUGCGCAGUUCAGCUUCCUGUUUGAUGCGUCCUCGCCUGGGGGGCGCUUCUACAGACAGGUUUUGGACGAAAUCAAGACCGAGGAGGAGGUGAAGCGGGUAUGCAGCGGCUUCGGGGAGGCUAACGCCUCCGACUACGGUCCAACUCCCCAGGACGCCGGUAACGUCUACGGCCCGGGAGCCGGCCUCGCCGCCGCUGCCGCAGGCGGCGGCGGCGGCGCGGGAGGGGGUGGGGCUGCGGGCGGAGCAACCCCUUCGUGGGCGGCCACCAGCGUGGCGAAACCCGUCGCGACGGCCGCGGCGUUUGGGAAGGGGGGGGACGGGGGGGCGCCGGGGGGGAACGCGGCGCAGAUCGUUGCGCAGAUCUCUGCACAGGUGGCAAUGCGCUCGGCCUCCACAUACGGCCCCGCGCCGGUCGCGACCGCACGCCCUCGAAAGAAUCGCUGGGGGGCGGGGGCGGGCGGAGCGGCUGCGCCGGCGCCGGCACCGGCAGCAGCGGUCGAUGGAGCGGGCCGUGGCGGUCUCGGGUUCGGGGGGGCCGGAAACGGCGUUGACGCGGCGUCCUCGGCGGCGGCGGCGGGGCUGGUUGCGGCGGCGGCGGCGGCUUCGAGCGCGGGGAAGAGUGUUGUCGCCGCUGGCGGCGGUGCGGACGGCGUGGGGCUGGGCAAGCGCAGCCGAGGCUUCAGCGAGGGGGAUUCCGACAGACCCCGUCGCGACGCGAAGAGCGCGGGGCUUGCCCUGCCGGAGACGAUGGACGCUGACCAAGAGGAGCAGCUCCGGCAGCAGAAGGAGAUGCAGCGACUGGAGGCGAGAGUGAGGGAAGCCGCGGCUCGUCAGGCCAUGCCGGGGGCCGGGGUGGCGGCGGCGGCGGCGGCGGCCGGCGGGAAGCCGGAGGGGGAGGCCGAGAGGCGCAUGCGGGAGCUUUACGAGGAGAGGCUGAGGGAGUACGGGGAUCUGGCCACGGGGGACGAGAAGGAGGAGGAGGAGAGGGACACAGUGGAAGACGCCGAAGCUACCGGAGGCGUAAUCGACGGGGGCACGUGGGAACACCGCAAGAGGGCCAAGGAGAUGCUCAAGACGGCGGAGGGCGCGCUUAACGUCACCCUGCAGGCCAAGGGCGCGCAUCACAUGGGCCAGUACCUGCCGAAAGAUGAACUGGAGCGGUUCCUCAAGAAGUCGGGCAAGGCUGCGAAGGGCGAGGAAGCCGAGGCCGAGGAAGACUUCGAGAAGAACAAGCUGGCGGAGGACAACAUCGGCUUCCAGAUGCUCAAGAAGGCCGGUUGGACGGAGGGGAAGGGGCUGGGCAAGGAGGGGGAAGGCGCCGCGGUGCCGGUUAAUAUGGCGGCCGGCGCGGACGGGGCGGGCGUCGGGGUGAAGGAGACCCACGAGGUGACGGAGGGGGACAACGAGUUCGAGCAGUACCGGAAGCGGAUGAUGCUCGCUUACCGCUUCCGCCCGAACCCUCUCAACAACCCUCGGCGGUCUUACUACUGA
This is a messenger RNA of Ectocarpus siliculosus, 3294 nucleotides long. Lineage: Eukaryota; Phaeophyceae; Ectocarpales; Ectocarpaceae. The record is from the annotation of a GenBank genome assembly.